AUCUGAAGUAUAUUUACAUUGUAGUGUAUAUUAAGAAACGCAGAAAAUGAACGCAUCUGCGAAAACUGUAUUCAUCUGCUUCAGUGUGACCAUUCUCUUGUGUCAUUUCAACAAAUGUAAAUCUACUGAAACGCGUUUGGAUUGCAAGGCUAAUAAGCAAUUCUUAAGAUGUGUCUAUGAAACGAAAACUGAUAUUCUUAAACCAACUCCCAAUCCCCAAUUCAAUUUGUCUUCAAUGAAAUAUGCUGUAAAUAUGACUACCAGUAAUUUCUCCAAAGCAUGCCUGCAAAACAAAGUUUGCACAGUGAAAAUACUCUUGUGUUACAUUGGUGACCAGUUGCAAGCUGAGUGGAGACAUUGUUACAAUCAAGAGGAAAUGCAGGUGCUACAGGCUGCGUAUGGUUAUUUGGACAGCGUGAGACAAAUACCGAUGGAAUUCGAUCUGGAGGAAUUCAGCAGUUUAGCUUAAUUCCAGUGUCAUAGAGUUGUCCUGCGUUAAAUCCUGCAUAUAUCUCCGGCUUCUCUUUGUAAAUUCCUUUCAUUCACCGAUAUUGCAUGUUGACUACGUUUUGAUAUUCUGUUCACAGAUUGUUUGUCUCACACCUGUACUCAUAAUAAUCAAACGAGUGAUUGGAUGUAGUGGAGAAGAGUCAUUUAUUUAACUUUAUGCAUAAUUCUAGUGUGAUGAUGUAAUCAAAUAACAAAUACUUAUUGCUCUGUAUAUUCUAACAUUUCUCCUGCUUAUUGUCACAUGCACUCAUUUUGUAACCAGUCAUUGCAUUACAGGAUGUUUUCCACCUUUGUUUCUGUACACUGACUGAAAUAUACUCAUAGUUGUGA
Trichobilharzia regenti is the source of this 840-nucleotide messenger RNA. The record is from the annotation of a GenBank genome assembly. Lineage: Eukaryota; Metazoa; Platyhelminthes; Trematoda; Strigeidida; Schistosomatidae.